Messenger RNA from Lymnaea stagnalis (great pond snail), 13252 nucleotides. Lineage: Eukaryota; Metazoa; Mollusca; Gastropoda; Lymnaeidae. The record is from the annotation of a GenBank genome assembly.
CCCACAAUUAUUUAACAUAUUAUGAGUCUCAUUGAUUUGUAAAAGUAAUAAACAACCAAUUAACUCAUUAAAAGAUCAUGUUUGCUUAAAAUAGAAUAUUUGAAAUGCACUUUAUACAUUUACUACAACAGAGGAAAGUUAAAAGAUGCAGGCUUCAAGAGAAUGCAACAUGCAAUGGCCGUAUUUAAGGUAAGACCAGUGUAACAGUAACUGUCUUUGCAUGAGCAGCGGCAUAAGUAUAAUUAUAAUUUAAUAAUAUUUUUUCUAAAAACAGAAACAACACUUCAUAAUAAAUCGUUUUUAACAAUAUUUUUAAUAUAAUAUAAACAAUCAUUUAUUUCAAAGCGUUUUAAAAAUGAAAUUGCGGUAUGCACCAGCAAACAUGACGAAAAUUAAUACAAUUUGAAAAUAUAUUUUUUCCCAUUAAAACAAUACACCUAUCGACAUUAAAUGUUGGUAGAAUUCAAUAAAGAAGUCUGUUAACUGACGAAUAUAAUCAUUAACGAUACGUUUAGUUAGAUAUCAUUAACCAGUCUACAUAAGUCAUUUCCAAACUUUUCAUGAUCGGGAGACACUUUUUUAGACAUGCAUCACCUUGUGAUACAUUAUGUUAUUUCUGACAGUAGGCCGUUUGUAAAAUGAUUUAUUAUGACACACGAGCCAGUGAAAAAAAUUAAUGUGUAAAUAUAGUAGGCCCUAACGUAUAAAGACGCAAAAAACCUCACGUAAAGAUUGGAUUUACAUUGUGGGUGGAAAGGCGAAACACAAUUCGAAAAGAUAAAUCAAACUAUCCUUGCAUCAUUUGACAAGAUUAAAAAAUUUGUUAUUUCAGGUAAUCAGGUAAUUCUUCUUCUUUAAUAAAAAAAAAAAAUCAAUUAGUUAUUACCUGCUUGAAAGAAAAGAAAUGCUGAUCCAAAAAUAUCUUUGGACUUAAGUACAAUGGAAGUAAGAAGUGCCCGUGGAACGUUGUUGAAAGGCUCACAAUUAGUGAACAAUUAUCACAUUUUAUCUCGCACUCCGCUGUUUUGUAAUACUUUUCAAAUUUGAUUCUUUCACUUUUCAUGUCCAAAUCAACAUUUCGUCUACAAAUAUCAUAGCACAACUUGAAGUACCUCUGUUCAAUUCUCAUUAUCGUUGUAUUUACUUUAAAUAUUUCAAUUGCAGACACAUAGGUUAAAACAGAUAUUCUGGAAAGUAAAAAGUGUGCAGCAUGCUGGCAGCCCUUAAUGAAAGGUGACCUCAUUGGUUACGUUUGAUAAAAAGAAUGGAGACGGGCUGUGUUCUGAAGGACCUGAUGUACUUAUAAUGAUAAAGGGUGCAAGACUUAUAAGACAGCCACCGUUAUGUUAUCAUAACGUGUGCAAAAGAAGUCUAGUAACAUUGAAAUGCGCAAUAAGUAAGAGAGUAUCGCUGAUCCCUUUUUUCUGCUAGCCAACAUCCGCUACUGUAGGAAUCUGACAGGCAGAAGCUGCUCAUUACAAAUCCUUGUAAUAAAAAACGCAUUUGGAACAAAACGAACAAAGCAAGUAAUGUACAAAUAAAAUUAAACAUGUAUUUUGUUCAGAGGUAAUAAUCGAACUGUACGACUUCAUUAAAGUAGGGAAAACUGAUUUAAAUACUCAAGGGACACAUUAAUAUGCUUUUAUAUUUAAAUUGAAAAUAAAUUGAUUGACUUUAAAUUUAGAUGCUUGUCACGUCUUUGGACAAUUAAAUUAAUUGUCAUACAUCCGUUUUACAAAAAUUGAUUAAGAUGCUAAUAUCAUGAAAUUUAUAUAUUUUUCUUACAGUUUAGAGUACAUACAGUUUCAUUAUAAUAUCGUUAUGGAGAAGUGUCAUGUCUUGUGGAUUAGUUUACUUAUUGCAAAUAUGUUUGGUAAGUUUUAAUUUUCCUUUUUUUAUUCUCUUUAGUGUGAUUAGGAACCUAAAAAAUAUGUCUUCGUAUAACAAUAAAAUAGAGAAACUUCACCAACAUCUCUUUGAAUGCAAAUAGAAAAAAGGGGACAUCCAAAUAAAUGAAUGAGGAAAAAAUUACAUUUUAAAUAUACAUAUCAGCUGGUAUAUUCUGAUUGAUUGAGUAAAUGCAAUCUAUUUCAUUCGGUAUUAACUUUGAGGUAAACAAUUCACAUGGAUCAAGCUGUUCCUUUGUAUCUAUGAUGAAAAAAUAUCCUUUAUUCUCAAUUUAAUUUUAGUGUAAGAUGAAUAUUGUUUUAAAAAUUUCUUCAAGCGAGAGUAGUCUUUACGUAUGUGCUUUUAAUAGCUUAUUUAACAAGUCUUUUUAUCCGUUUUGUUGACAAAAGAUGAGCUACCGCGAUAAAAAUCAUAUAACUGUAUACUUUAGUAAGUUCAAUUUAAAAAUGAAGUAUUCGUGUAUUCCAGCCCUUUUAAAAACUUUUCACGUUAUUUUAAUGUUUAAUGAAUGAAAAUAUUAGAAAAUAUAAAAUGUUACCUUCUUAGUGCGGUCCUCGUCAUUCAAUAGAAUACCUGAAGAAUAUGAAAAAUAACUAUCAUAACUUUUCUCUGUAUUUUUUAAAAAUGUACCGCAUUAGUUUGAAUUAUUUAAUAAAAGUUUUUUAAAUAAUGCAGUUUUUAACGUUUCACAUUUCUCUAUUUAACUUUUUUUUUUUUUUGACACAUGCAUUUUAUUAAGAAAUAUUUAGUCCAGUAGACUUUUCUGUUUGCAGCUGAUAUGAGUGAGAUUUUGUUUCCAAUGUAAUGCCUUCUGAUGAUGACAAUGAAAGCUAAGAAUGCAUCCACAGCAUUGCUGGUGUCUCCAAAACGUCUUCAGUAUAUACUACCUUUCAUUAUUAUUUGACCGACAGUGAGAUGUGGGGGGAGCAUCAUGAGUGAGGAAGACUUGAAUGAUAUUGUUUGGUCAAUUUUAGAAUCCACUAAGACAAUUUUUACAGCAUAUGUAAUACCUGCCGAUUUUUUUUUACUACUAGCUCAAACAUAUUUAAAAUUUGAAGAUCCUACAAAUCAUACAUCAAUGUCUCAGAUGUCUCUUGCCAGUAGAUGUAUCAACAUAUUAGAUAUAAAGAACGUCACAUUUCUGCAUAAUAAUAUUCUACCUCAAAACCACGAGUGUCUUUAUGAGCUGUUGCUAGAACGCAAAAAACAACGCCAAAGAUAACGUGUUGCAUGUUAUUUAAGAUUUCUAUAAGAUAACAUGUGUUGUAUGUUCUUUAACACUUCAAUAAGAUGACAUGUGUUGUAUGUUCUUGAACACUUCAAUAAGAUGACAUGUGUUGUAUGCUCGUUAAAACACUAUAGGAUGGAAUGCGUUAUAUGCUCUUUAAGACUUCUAAAAGAUGACAAGCGUUGAAUGUUCUUUAAGACUUCUAAAAGAUGACAAGCGUUGAAUGUUCUUUAAGACUUCUAUAAAAUGACAUGUGUUGUCUGCUCUUUAAGACUUCAAAUUGAGCACUAAUUAUAAUUGUGCUCAUAAUCCUUAUGGCGAAUAGGGAUGAACUGACCAUGUGUUGUGUCCAAUCUGCUCCAAUCUUUAAAAUGUUUAUAAUAAUUGAAUAGAUGCUUAAAUUGAUCUUAAACCACUAGCUAUUAAAAUAAUGACAAUAUCUAACAUAAUUCUUGCAAGUUGAAUGCGGUAGUUCAGUACGGACAUCCAUUCCUGAAUCUGACAAGGAAAAUAGUGACAAUUAAAAAAUAAAAUAUUGUCAUAAGGGACUUGCAGAAGAAAUUCUAUCGGGUGGUCACGACAAACGAUUUUUUUGCUCUCCAGAUCAUAGCUGUUGUGUGUAAGUAAACAUUGUUGACAUUAUGAUGGAAAAGAAAAGCUUAAUCAGAUCAGCUGCAAUCUAACAGGCUACCUAACUGGACACGGGUUUUUAAGAGCAUGUUGAGCGAAACGUUUGGAAAAUGUAAUUUAUUUAUAUAAUGUACUCUGUACUUCAAGAUGCAAUAUCUAAAGUUUUUUAAAAAAAAGGUCAAUUUGUAACUGCUUUUCUUGACUUUAAUUUUGUAAACAUUUGUAUUUGCUGUUACGUUUAAUCCUUGUUGUGUUAUUAAUGACCUUGCCUAAAUACUAGCAGCAUUCUAUUUAUAUAUAUUACACGCCAGCAAAGUACAAACACCCGACCACCACGCAUUCUACAUAUAGAUACUCCAGAGUGUUGUUCAAUAAUGAGUUCACUAGCGCGCAAAAUAUAAUUCCCGAUAUCUAGGCUCUAUGAUAUUUAUCUAUUAAUAACGCCAUAGCGUUUGGUGCGUACUAUUUUUUUUUUCGGAAAUGAACUCUCUCAAUUUAAGAAUUGUGUACACAAUAUUCGGUUUCUAAAGUGGUCUGGACAUGAGAACAUUAAUAUAGUUCAUGAGCGUGAAAUAAAGAGUGUGCAGUGAAGUAUGAUGGGGGAAGGGGGUGUGGCAAGUAUUUUGAUUCUUAAAUGUGCGCAACUUGAUUUCCUGUAUUGUCAGUUAACACUAAUAGAUGGGAAGUUUACGCAUUGCUUUCGCCAAUGUUUGGAGGGCUAUAUCUAGUUCUAUAUAAUGCUUAAAGAUUCAAUUUAGCUAGUAAAAUAUGUUGGCUUUAUUCAUAUUGCUUAGGCAUUCUAUAGAAUGCAUGAAUUUCACACUUCGCCUUAACAUAAGCAACAUAAACAUUUUAAUAAACUCGUUUGAAUUGUUUCCCUUUCUUAACACACAUAUAUAUAUAUAUAUAAGAAAUAUUUCCAAAAAAGUAACAAUAAAUUAAAAAUAAUAUCUCAACAGAAUGUAUUUUGAACCAAGGCAUUAGUUUUACUCCACUCAAGCAAAAGGAUUUCAUAACUAAGUGCACAAAUGGAGUGUUGAAAAGUGAUUUAUUUUUUAUUGAAAGCAAAAUUAAUUUUACUGGCAUUAAUGUCAAUAACAAUUUAGUAUUCGCUUCAUUUGAAAUAUUUGAGAAUACAUCACAGGACACAAUUAAUGUAAGUAUCAAUAUUAAUUAUAUACUUUAUCCUUUAAUUUACCAAAACGUUUGAAAUUUGAUAACUAUUUUCUUUUAUGUUUGUAAAGAAAAAAAACCACAUUGUUAACCACUGUACUGCUAAGCAAAUUCCUUCAAAAGCAAUUUAAAUGUAUAAAUGUGCAUGCUUCACUCAUUUUGAAAGAAUUUACAAGCUUUAGACAGUGUUUAAACAUUACUAAAACAUGAUUUGCCUAAAUGAACAUGAACCAAAUCACAAUUAUAUAUUUUUAAUGUGAUACAAAUAUUUAAUUGAAAGUUGUCGAAAGUUUAAAAUACAAUUAGCUAUAGCUUUAUUUUUGGUUAUUUUUAUAAAGAAAUGAAACUACUUUAAAAUCAUCUCAAUUGUUAUAAUUUAGUCACUAAAACGUUGCAAAUGAAUCUAGACGUUAGUUUAAUCUUUACAUGGAAAUUGACCAAGUAAAAUUUAUUUCACAAUCUUACACAUGCAUAAAGAAGGUGUUUGACCAAAUAGCACUUAUAGGCUAUCCGAUACCAUAAAUGUACAUUUACCGAACUUAGUUAGCAUCUUUACAUAAUCAAAAGAGUCUAUGCAGGAACAAUCUGUUUCUAUUUACGUUUAAAAUGACACUCUCUACGGCAAAUAAAAAAGAAAAGUAACUAUAAAAAAAUCAUUCAAAUGAUUGAAUCCGAACAUAUCCAAUAAACUUGACGGAUUUGAAAUGAUAAGUAGUGUUUUUUUGUUUUUUUUUUAAAUCUCAUUCUUUCAGUUGUUCGACCAUGACCUGAAAGUGCCUUGUGAGAAUGCUGUAAACGAUACCUACCACUGCAAGACAAUCGAACAAAAUGUUGUUCUAUUUUCAUUAAAGUUUUAUGCCUUUCCAAAGUACAUCGGAGCAAAUAUUAUUGGUAAAUUAGUGAACAACUCAAAGACAAUCAGUCAAGGAACCCAGGAUUUUCCAGCAAUAGUCGGUAAAUAUGUCGGUUUAUAAUAAUUAUGGUGUGGGUAAUUUAGACGUUAUAACGGUUCACCGCAAUUCUUGCUUCAUACUUUUCUUGAGAUGGUUGACACUUUGCUAAUGCCACACAUUAUGGCAGACAAUUAAAUACAAACAUUACUUAACAUAUAUUAAAAAAAAAAAAUAAUAAAUUCUACAUAUCGUUUGCUGUGCUUAGCAAUUUAAUUAUUUUCUUUUCGAAAUGUCGGGCAACACUUUGCUCAAUGGGUCUCAGUCGAAUAACGUUUAGCAUCACGUUUCCUUUUUGUUGGUCUACAUUUGAUAAUGUAGGUUUUGGUUUCUAAUUAUAGAUGUAUUAGGCCCAUGUAGUCUUUUUAUCGUUUGCUCCUUGUUUAGUCUUGUCACUUGAAGAAGGCAUCGCGCCGAAACGUUCCUUUAAUUUUCACGUAUUGCUAUAUAAAGCCCAGACAUAUUUUUUCUACUGUUUCCUUUACUCCUCUUAAACGGUGUCUAUAUUUCAUGGAUCUAACCUAUUGCUGCAAUCAAUACACAUUGUCAGUUAACAAGAAACAUAUUAUCUUUAUUUAUAUUAUCCGUUUUCUUUCUCAUUUUUUUGGUGGGGUUUACAUCUUUAAAUUUCAUAUUGAACACUUCUUAUCAAUUGUUCCAGGCUGAAAAAAAUGUUUAAAAAAUGUUAAAAAAUGGGUAGGCAGUGCCUAAGGCACACUUGCCAUUUUCUUUUACCAGAUUUACAGCAGAUUCUUAUUUAUAAAUAAAGAAAAACAAAUCAAUGUACAGAAGAUAAAGAAGUUAAAGAAGAAAAUAAAUAAUAUAUAGUGGAAAACUCUCAACACCACGUGUUCACCUUAAGACUUACGGAAAGCGCACUUCCGCAUUUGCUGGCCCAACAAUUUGGAAUGCACUCCCUGACGCUCUCAGAAACGACCAGACACUGGAGUCCUUUUAAACCGAUUUAAAGACACAUCUAUUUCGCAAACACCUUUUGGGAUGAUGUUGUCUUCAAAAUUUUCUAGUUAAUGCAUAUUGGCUACGUUGGUUCUGGUUGAAAUGGGUAGAAAGACUUUGACAUUGAAUGCUUGUAAUUAGUUUUUGUAGUGUUGAGUUUGUUUUAAAUGUGGUAAAUUAUAGAUGUGGUUGACUUUGUACCGCGCUUCGAGCCUUUGGGGAUGAAACGUGUCUUUCAAAUGAACUUUAUUAUUAAUGUUAUAUAUAUAUAUAUAUAUAUAGGCAAAGAUUUAGUGUUGAUAGAUUGAAAGAAAUCAAAACUUUACGGUUGUCAAAUACACUUUCUUUAUUUCUUACGCUUUGGCAUAUUCCUUGUAACCAUUCCGUUAGCAACAACUAAAGUGUGUAAACGCAUUUGUAAACUUUAAAGAAAAACUCAUAGUGAAUUGCACAAAUUAGUAAAAUGUAGGUUAAAUGCGGGAUAUCCUGCGUAAUCUCUCUUAAACUUUCUUUUAGGAAAUGGGUUGUAAGUUUUAAAGAGCGUAGCAAUGAGCGUAUCAAAAAAAAAAUGAUAAUAUUAUUAUUAUUCAAAGUAAUGAUACUGUGUAAAAUAAAAAAACAGCAAAGUGCGUAUUCCAACUGAAGAAAAUCCCUGUUUUCAAAUACAAAUAUUAUUUGAGUCGCACAUUUUAUUUUGAAUCUCGUAUACUUUGUUGUUCAACGUUUUGAAACGUGUGUCUUGAGCUUAAAUAAAAUUGCGACAAACAGCCACGAUCUUUGUGUGACUUACGUCAUAACUAAAUUGUUUUUUACUGUUAAUUUAACACCCCCCACCCCCCCAAAAAAAAAUAAAAUAUUUUUUCACUCACAGAAAAGACGAACGUCACCGGUAAAUUGACGGUGAAUGGAAAGAUAUGCCCAGCUAAAGAUUUUAAAAUGAAUAUUACUGCCAAGGUUUUAAGUGUUCAGUUUGAAUGUUCAAGUCUUUCAAAACCCUGUCAGAUAGAAAUGAUGAUAAAUCGGUUCAAGCCCAUCAAAGGAUCUGAUGUUGUUAAAUUCGAACAGACUGUAAUACAAAAUGGAAGCGUGUAUUCACUCCAUAUUAAAUACGCUGCAUGCAGACUUGAUCAGGAAUACAAAGAAGUCAACCUCGUGAUUACUGCUGGUAAGUGAAUGAUUUUUAAAAAAAAUACAGAAACGCUUUGUUUAAACAAAUUGAUUGAAAACAACAUUUGAGAAACAAAAUAGAUAACCCACCCUAGAUAGACUAAACAUUCACUUGUUUUUUUCACCCAUAUGAAAUCCAUUUAUGGUAUUAUAUAAGUAUAAGAAGCAAACAAAAAAAAAUAAAAUAAUAAUAACAAAACCCCAAGCAACAUGUUUUAAAGGAAAUAAAAUAAAUUCAUUUGUAUAAUGUACACAUUAUAGUGCUUGUAGAUGAAAACAACGAAUCUUUGGGUAGUGAACGAUGUGGCCAUAGUUAUGUUUUUUGUUCUUUAUUUAAUGUUAAUUUUGUUUAUCUCUUUUCUUUUUUUUUCGCUUCAAUAGUUUUAUCUUAUAUAUAUUAAUAUAGUUAGCCGAAACAAUCAUUUAAGGCUCUUUAUAAAAAUUUACAUUUUUAAAUUUGAUUAGAUCCAGAAUUCCUCUCACUUGACUUAACCCCAUGGAUAAUUGGAGCUUUUAUGUUUUGUUUGAUUGUCAUUCUUUUCCAAGCCUUUGUUUAUUACUUUUAUUGUAACCGAAGGUAAGAUUUUUUCUUCAUGUUGUCCCAUGUUAAUUAAACAUAUACUGUCAUGCAUUAUGGUAAUAAGGCUUAUGGUAGCAAUAAAAGCUUGUUGAAGAACAUUUAAAUUUACAACAAAAAAUAGUGUAUUUUCAAAUAAAAUAAAAUACACAAAAUCGUCUUUCAAUAAUUAAACUAUGGGAUCAUGUUCAAUUUGUAUUAGGAAUAAAACGGUUCUUUUUUUCUUAUCUAUUUAAAGACCGACAUAUUUGUUCAUAUUAAAUGUAAUACUUCAAAUGCAUAUUUGUAUCUGCUGAUUUCCCCAAACGAGUACAAUAAUUUUGUCUUCUUUUCAAAAGAUUGGUGAUUCAAAAGAGUGAUGCAGCAGGUUUGUGAUUCAUUGAUUUCUUUAAACAUCAUAUAAACAGUUAAUUAUCUAAUGCAACUAUAAGAUGUAAACUGACUUACAAAAAAUAUAUAUCUUUAAUAAAAAUAUUUAAUUCUGAUAAUAUCACCUUAAAAAAAAAUUAUGAUUGUAAAAUAACCUUUGAAAUAAAUUAGUCACAUUAGACAUUAAACUAGUUGUUGUCUAAUAAUGUUACAUGACUAUAAUCGUUCUAAGUAAUUAUUUAACUAUUUAAAUUUUAGUAAUGGUCUUGGAUUGGCAUAAAAGUGUCCCUAUCAAAUGUUAUGUUGAACUAUGAAACAGUUGUUGAUUAGACACUAAACGUUUCUACAUUAUCUAUAAUGUUGACAUAUUGCCUUUAUAAACAUCACAAUUGUUUUUAUUAGCUUCUUAUAUGCAAGUGAUUUGAGAAACGUCCGACACAAUUAAAUCUUUCAGUCAACCGACUCCCAAAGUGUCCAUGGAGCGAAUCAACGCCAAUCAUUUUAUAUAGUAUAUUCCAUCGCUGUGAAUAAAGUGUACUUAGUUUGAAACAUUUCUUGACCAGCAAUAAGUUCAAUUUAAAAAAUGAUGAAAUCAAUUGAAGAGAAAAGGGUCUUGAAGUUGUCUACCAUUUUGUUGUCACUUUUGAAUACAGACAUCACAUGUUCCUUUAGAGUUUAUCUUAAUGGCAAAUCUGCUUCAGCAAUCCCAGAAAAAAGCCAUUUUUUGGAUCAUCAAUAAAGUCAGAUUUUCUACCUCAAGCCAAUGCACGCUCAUCAAAAAAACAAAAGAAAUCCAAAAUUCAUUCUAAAUGCGCCUAAAGACACGACUUUAUACAGUUCAACUUCCGUUUAGACGUGUUCAUAUGAACUCGUUAUCUACAUGUCACCAGAGGGUAAACACUGCGAUAGGGUUGUACAAAAACAGGUUUAGUACGCAAUAGCCAUCAAUAGAGGAGAGAGAAUAUUCAAACAUAUAAAACAUCCACCUUGUGGGGCACGAACAUGAUUAAAUUGUUAUUUGUAAUGAAGAGUUUGAUAAUGUUAAUUUGCAUGUCUUUAUUUAUUUAAAGUAAACUAUUGAUUUUACUUCUUUACCGUUAAUGGUAAACACAGAAUUUGUUAUUUAAUUUUUUUAAAAGCGAAUUUAAUUAAAUCCUAUGUAGAUUUAUUACUACGUGACUUACCUGAUUCAAAUGACGAAAAUAAGAGAAACGGAAAUAUAACUGAAGGUAAUGUAAUGAUUAAUAUAUUGUAUUGAAAAAUUUUUAAUUUUAAAACUAGUAAAAAAAAAAAAGCAACGAUUUAAAAAAAAUUGCAACCAACAAUAAAAAUACAGUUUAAUGAAUAAAAUGUAAACCUCUAAAGUAAAGACAUAACAAUUAUUACACUAUGUCCUGCCCCCAACCUCAUUAGGCACUCCAACUCAAAUUUUCAAAUACGUCUGACAUACAAAAAGAGCAAAUCAUUUGAAAGAACUGGCUCUAAGCUUUCCAAUGACACCAAGAUAAUCUUUCUAUCAUUUAUAGGAGAAAAGUUAUGUUUUUUUAAGUGAUUUAUUUUCCCCACUAUUCGGCUUUGUAUUUAAUUGUUAAGCCUGUGAUCACAUUAGUACUCUUUUUGUACUAUUUUGCUUGUAUCUCAUGAAAACAGAGUGGGGAAGGAGUUUGAAAAAGUUUAAACCAAACAUAAUUCAUACAUUCACUGGUAUAUUGCACUUAUCUCCUACUGACAAUACACAUUUAUAAAGCGUGUUAGCUUUAUUCGGGUUUUUUUUUUUUUGAGUUCAUGGAAAAUAUUAAAAUUUCUGUUCCAAAUUGUAAUUAACAAAUAGUCUAUGUCUCCGAUAAUAAAUUAAGAAGUCAACCUCUCCUUGACAGUUGUUGAUUUCAGGCCACAUGACCCAACUGUCACCGAAAGGCAUAGACAAAACUACGUAACACUCAUUGGCUUUAUCCAAUAUAAAGUUAGAAAAAAAAUAGCAUUUCAGAGCUUAACAGUUAAACAAAUUCAGAUGCAUAUGUUUAUUGGGGAUAUAUGCUUUAUAUACAGAUCAUUAGAUAUCUUAAAAUUUAAAUAUAAAAUGAAACUGCAGGAAACAAAAAUAAUUUUAAACUACCAUCAAUAAAGUGUUCAUUGUGCUUCCUAAUUUUUUGAGCUAAAUAACAAAAAAAAAAAAAAUUAAAAAAAAAUAUUAAAAAAAAUAAAGUAGCUUCAUAACAAAAACAUACUUAGGUUUAUAAAUUUUUUAUUUGUUUAAAACUGAUUUAUUCUUCCCAGGUUCACAUGCUAACCAAGAAGAUGAAAUGAAAUCAUUUUUACAUAAAUUAUGUGCUUCCUAAUUUUUUGAGCUAAAUAACAAAAAAAAAAAAAAUUAAAAAAAAAUAUUAAAAAAAAUAAAGUAGCUUCAUAACAAAAACAUACUGAGGUUUAUAAAUUUUUUAUUUGUUUAAAACUGAUUUAUUCUUCCCAGGGUCACAUGCUAACCAAGAAGAUGAAAUGAAAUCAUUUUUACAUAAAUUUUAUACCAGUUGUAAGAAGAAUGCAAGUCACGAGGAGUUUAUGCGUCUUCAAGAUUUGACCGUCGACGAAGUGCCAAAGCAUGAUAUAAAUAUCGUUAACUUUAUAAAGUUAACCGCUAAACUGACUGUAAGGUUGUCUGUUAAAGUUAAUAGCCCAGCAAGACCAAAGGAGUGGCUCAACCGCCAUGAACCAGUACCCCAGAGUGCUCCAACCCUUCCAAGAAUAGGAACUGGGUUUGUGACAAAUGUGCAAAUGUAUCAAAAUAAAAUUGGCGGCGACUACAACAUUGGACCUUGUCAGUGUGAAAGAUGCAACGAUUCGAAGAAUUCACGCAGCUGUGAUUGGGGAAUUAUAAGCCUCACCACAGCCAAAUAUGUGGUCUUCGAUAACAGUGAGGCUGAAGAAACGUUGUGUAGAUAUUUUUAUGAUAACAAAAAAUGUCCCCUUAAGAUUUUAGAGGGAUGGGAGUUUGAGAGCAGCAGCAUGGUAGAGGACAGGAGUAUUUUACAAAUUAAAACGUGUGAUCAAUUUAUACUAAAUUUUUUUAAGGACGCAUUGUCAAGCUGGUCUCGUGAUAAGAAUGAGAUUGACAGAAAAUAUUCAAGUCACAGACCUGACAAAAGAUUUACCUUCAUAGUAUCACACCCCCACGGUUGUCCCAAGUAUGUUUCUCUAGGAGAAUGUAUAAAUAGAACAGUUUUACCAAGUAAUAGAAUGCAUACCUCGUACACGUACACAACAAGUACAUGUACUGGGUGUACAGGUGCAUACGUCCAUAUACUUGGAGUUAAUGUUGAUAUUACUCGUGGAUGUCAUAUUCACCUUGGAACCAACGAUUCAGGAAAUAACUAUUGUAGCAUCGGUCAUGAAAUGAAGCCUAGCAAUGACGAUACGACUGAUGGGAACGAUUAAUUUUUUUUUUUUAUGUCUACAAAAUUUACCACUGUUGAAUGUUUUAGCUUUGUUAAAGUUAUUAGAAAUAUUCUCAUUUGAAUGUAUAUUGCACAUCUAAAAUUAUUUCUACCAGUACUUUUUAAACUAUUGGAAUCAUUCUAUGUCUUUGAAUUGUUUUCACACAGAUUAGACUUUAUUCGUCAGUCAAAUUAAAAAAAAAAUGUUCGCCCAUGAUGGAAGGAUAAUUUAAACACUUUUUACAGCGUUGUUAGUAUAAAUGAAGUGAAAAAAGUGCAUCUAGGAUAAGAUUAAAUAAAGCUUAUGAUCAUGUUGGAAACACAAAUUCAUAUACUGAGAACCAUUGAAGAUUGUGUGCGUAAGAAAACUCUACGCUUAGCAGAAUUCAGUGAUUGUAUAAAGUUACUUAAGAUAUUAGUAUCACUCUCAAGGGAUGAGUGUCGAGAAGGCAAAUAUGUAAUUUAAUGCUUUUCAUGUAUCUAAAGCAGUUGAUUUUUUAAGCUAGAAACAUGGAGAUAUGAAUUGAUAACGGAAGUUUAACAUUGGCUUAAAAUUAAUACAUGGUCUUUUCCGUACCUGUCUAGCGCGAUCUUAUUGUUAGUACCUGCUUUAGGAAGAGCGAGGAAAUCUUCAAAAUCCUUUACAGUAUCGGAACUGUUUGGCAUAUGGUUGCGGGACGUAGCCUCCACUCUGCAUUAUCAACCCAGUUCUUUAACAUACAGAAACAUGUACAUAAUUAGAAACACCUAUCAUUGAAAUGUUUAACACUUCAGACGCUUCAAACGUCUUACAAAGUAACUGGCAUUUUAUGUUUUUAGAGGGUUACUAUCAUGGGCGCCCGCUGAAAACUUUCUAGGGGGG